Molecule: messenger RNA, 3805 nt
Organism: Suillus discolor
Lineage: Eukaryota; Fungi; Basidiomycota; Agaricomycetes; Boletales; Suillaceae
Exons: 8
Coding region: 20-3442 (1140 amino acids)
Molecular function (GO): protein binding
Source: RefSeq, a predicted model, not a curated record
CCUACAAUGAUGAGCAUACAUGGCCCAUGCAAAGGACAAGUACUACUGGGCUCAACUAAGGGCUGCUCUCACUGCAGGUCAAUGGUCGUCUCCUUCACCAGGAACAGCUCAAAAUGGCUCCCCAUUAUCUUGGUUUCAUAUACUGCGCAAGUUCAACAAACACUGUAAAGGUUUCCAAGACGUGGCAGAGGUCGCAUCACAAACUCAAGUUCUAUUCUUACUGCUCGGAGCAGACACACAGAACGUGGAUCAGCUAGGUCUAGAAAAUGAUGACGAGCUCGUUCUUGGCGACGAGUGUCUCUUACCACCGGAGCGGAUAGAGGAGGCUAGAGGCGGGUAUGAGACAUUAAAGAGUCUGGACAGCAAGAAUUUCGAUUCUCUUCAUCUUGCACUUGCGCUCUACGCGUAUGCCCUCGGCCAAUUCUCGGAAUGCCUUUCGUACUUGUCCAAAGUACCAAAGCUGCUCGAGGCGCAGGGUCAUAUACCUCCAUCUUUCACCACUCGUUCAGAUAAUUCCGCACUCCAGAUACCUGGAUCAAUUGCCGAAACCUCAUCUUCAUGGACUGGUAGUUUUGUUUCUGCUGACUAUCCUGGUUCGACAGCUGACAUCAAGGAUGGGAGAGCUUGGGCAAUCACUGAAUCUAUAAGGAGCACAUGUUUACAAGGCAUGUGUUGUGAAAAAUUAUCACAACCCAAGAAAGCCAUUCAAGCCUACUCAUCCGCCCUCCAACUUCUGAGUAAUAUCGAGUCCGAGAUACCACGGACACUCGCUGCCACGUAUUCAUCUCCCGCUUCAUUCGACAACUACCGCGAGCUGUGGCGUUGGACAGAACGUCUCAUGUUCAGGGCGAUAUCUAUCCUUUCGCGGUCUUACUGUCUGGAUGAGAACGAUGGCCUUAUUUUGACCAUGUUCACCCAUUAUCAUGCUUGCAGCGCGCAUUGGCCAGCGACAUUUCGCACAGGUCACCGCUCCACAGUUGCAGUGCUCCACCUCCGAGCGCUGAUCAUCCAACAUCAAACGUCAUCAACUUCAGCCCCUAAUUUGCCACUUCAAUCAGCAAAACCACCCCAAUGGAUAAGUACUGCUCGCUCAGUCAUCCAUGAAUAUCGUACAAUUCUAGGAACUUGCACUACUUUCCCCAAGGCUGGUGAACGUAACGUCAAAGUGGAGGAUUUUGUAGACUUGUGCGUGGCAGUGUGGGAGACCAGUGGAACCAUGUCUGACCCUAUCCGUUGGGUUCUCGAUAUGCUCUGGUGGGCUACUCGCCUCACCUUCAACUCAUAUCGUAUUUAUAGACACAUGACACGACUGCUUUCCAUUUCCGGGGAUGUGGAGCUGGCUAAACGUACCCUGAAGUUAUACGUUCAAGUCGUUUCGAAAGCAAGGGAAGCAGGGGUGGAUAAUGACUUCGACACGGAUCGUCAUUGGGUUGAGACGCUUAUCGAUGGUGCCCGGAUGCUUUGUCGUCUUUCCAUUUCACGCCAAGAUGGUAUCGACGAUGCCAAGGAGGCAGGGGACAUGAUCGAAAAGGCGAAGACGAGGCUGGAUGAGGAUGACAAGGAGAUGGUGGCGAGAGUCGCACUGGCCGAAGGUGUAUGUUAUACAACACUGGCAAUAAUAGAACAGGACCCCUACACCCGACAGACUCGCCUAGAUCGCGCCCUCGCUGCCUACUUGAAGUCUGUUGCGAUCCACCCCACACCUGCUGCGCACCAUCAGCUCGCGAUCGCACUUUCUUUCCCUGGAAGUUCGCAAAACUUGGACGAGGCGAUCGUGUCCGCCCGUGCAGCUGUUGAAGACGAUGCUGAUGAGAUUCGACAUUGGCAUCUUCUCGGUCUGUUACUUAGUGCUAACGGCGAGUGGGAGAAGGCGGCCAGUGUUUUAGAAGUGGGCGCAGAACUAGACGAGAGGAAGCAGGACAUGGAAAGUCCAGCUAGACUCGACGCAGAAAAUACUGCCAAUGACAUCGUGGUGAAAGCACCUAUAGCUGAUGGUAUCCAGGCUCAAGACUUUGAGUUAGACCAUCAGCACGCACAAGUGAAAGGUCAUUCGAAACUCCCAACUGCACAUCUACCGCUGAAUGAUGCUGAUGGUACGACAUCUGAGCACAAGAGGCUUCUUGAUCCACACGCAACCACUAUACCACCAUCUGCCACUCUCCUCCGACCAUUACCCGACCAUCCAUUGCCUUCUCCCCGUGACGCAUUUGAUUACGCCCUUCAGCUCAGAAUGACACAGAUGGCACUCGCCGAACACAUAGAAGGGCCUGAGGGUGCAGAAGGGCGGUGGGUUGAUGUAUUUGGCUGGGUCGCGGAACACAAAGGGUCGCCCUCCACUUCGGGGUCUAUGACAGAGACGCAGCCGAGGUCGUCAAUAGACACCGGUACUGGCGCCAGGACUACACAAACGUCAUCAGUGCUGCAUCAGCCAUCGCAGGACCCACUGAAUGAAAAAGGUCCUAGUGCAGACCAGCAUGGAUCUCUGGGUCUUUCUAUUGGUCAUCAAGACCUCCCAUCAUCGGAGCUUCCGCCAAUCACUGUUACGCCUGCAACGCCUGCAGAGCCGCAUCGACGUUUUACACUCAGUGUGGAUGAGAAGGACUCGCUGAAGGGUAGACGCUCCUCUUCAGCAGAUGGCACUGGUAGGAAAGUGCAACAAAUGCUGAAAGCCCGCGUCCAUAAAGGGCAGGCAAAGAUCAGUACCAUUUCGAGGAAACUCGGAAAUGGCGUUGGGCGCAACGGAAAUUUGAAGAGGACAAGCUCUGCACCAGACUUUCAUGCCGUGCUACAGAACCAUAGUUACCAAGCGUCGUCAAUACACUCCCGCCGCCGGCUGCGUUCUCUGAUUCGUCAUAAUGCAGCUGUCGCACCCAUCGAGUCACCACCCGCUCCGCCUCCCCCGCUUCCUCCGGUGAAGGAGGAAACACCUAUACUCCACGCGACGAGAGACGACAAGCUUAUAAGCGACCUUUGGGCCAUGUCUGCUGCCACUUUCCGACGACUUGGUAAAAUCGAGCAAGCCAAAGGCGCAAUCCAAGAAGCAGAAGUCAAAGACUCUGAAAAUCCCGCUGUUUGGGUGCAGCUUGGGCUAUACUACAUGGUGCUAGAUCGUAAUACAGAGGCUUUAGAAGCUUUUCAAAAAGCCCUGUUCAUAUCGCCUGACGAUAUCGCUGCAUCUGUGCACUUGUGUCGUAUCCACCUUUCCACGAAGUCAUCGGACGGCACAGUUGACUCAGAUAAGGCUGAUCUAGUCGCUGGGCUACUCAGCCACCUCACCCGAGGACCUGGCUGGGACGUUCCUGAGGCCUGGUACUACUUGGCUAAAGCAUACGGGCUACAGGGCCGAAAGGAUAAGGAACGAGAAAGUCUGGCGACGGCUUUGUCGUUGAGUGAUCGCAGGAGUAUUAGGGAUAUUGGGCGGGCUGUGGGUUGGUGUUUGUGACUGGUACACGUGGUCAAGGUUCGAGGCUUGAUUUAUAUAUACGACAUCCCACGUGACAGAGCAUCUACUUAUUGCUGACUCUGCACGACAAUCAUAUAGAUGAUGAUCUUUUGCAUUCCUGUUAGAUGACAGGUUGUAUAGACAAUUUAUUACUUGACUUUCGGUUCUGGAUCAGGAUUCAGAAGGUUUUUUUCGUGCGUUAGGGUUGAUUAAGUACGAUUUUAUAUCCGAGGUGCAGACCGACGCGUUUUCCAGAGUCUGGUAUCCGAUCUGGUACGGCUGUACAAGCUGACGACGUUCAACCGGAACACCACUGGUACAUAUCAUCUCCUUCAGCUGCCAAGCAGGCCAAGAGGUUUACAC